AUGCCCCUCUCAAGUCUACCGCCUAAAUCGCGCACUGCAGACCCUUUGCUUGGCGCCGGUGCCCUUCUCGACAUCGGAAUUUACCCUCUCACUUGGGCUUCGCUGAUUUUGGAUCACCUGAGGCAAGCCUCAUCCCCGGAAAAGGUCGAGGAGCCCGAAGUUGUGUCAAGUAUGAGCUUUUGCAACGGAGCCGAUGAAAUGACCAGUGUCAUUUUGAACUACCGGACGCUGAAUAUCCAGGCUAUAUGCACCGCAAGCUACUGUUUCCGAUCAGGCUCAGAGUUUUGUCGUAUUGAGGGUUCAGAGGGUAGUUUUUCUGUUGGAGGCGUCGCUGCGUCAAAGCCGCAAUUCUUGGUCAUCCGAAAGAAAGGGGAGCAAGAAGAAAGAAAAGAGUUCAAAACAGAGGGCUGUGGCUUUUGGUACGAGCAAGAUACCGUGGGCAAAGAUCUACUGGUAGGGAGAAAAGAGAGCUCUGUUAUGCCCUAG
Penicillium atrosanguineum is the source of this 486-nucleotide messenger RNA. RefSeq lists its product as uncharacterized. The transcript has a single exon. Lineage: Eukaryota; Fungi; Ascomycota; Eurotiomycetes; Eurotiales; Aspergillaceae. The record is from RefSeq and is a predicted model, not a curated record. Bases 1 to 486 code for a protein of 161 amino acids.